AUGACAAGCAAUAAGAAGACACCACAACUGAUGUCUAGUAUGAAGGUUGAGUUGAAGUUGUUCACCGGCAAGGAGAACUUUAUGCUUUGGCAAUGGAGGAUGAAGUAUGUCCUUAAGCAGCAGGGUCUCUGCGUAGUCUUGGCAGGCAAAGAAAAGAAGCAGGACACUAUGACGGAUGUGGGGUGGGACAACCUAGACGAGCUUGCUAAAGGGUCCAUCGAACAACAUCUCACCAAUGAAGUGUUGUGUAAUGUGAUAAAAGACAUCGUGAUGUAG
Prunus armeniaca (apricot) is the source of this 276-nucleotide messenger RNA. NCBI's taxonomy places the organism in Eukaryota, Viridiplantae, Streptophyta, Magnoliopsida, Rosales, Rosaceae. The record is from the annotation of a GenBank genome assembly.